Molecule: messenger RNA, 1372 nt
Organism: Ceratitis capitata (Mediterranean fruit fly)
Lineage: Eukaryota; Metazoa; Arthropoda; Insecta; Diptera; Tephritidae
Exons: 2
Coding region: 58-1128 (356 amino acids)
Source: RefSeq, a predicted model, not a curated record
AUAAAGUACAAUUGCUCAAAAUAGUUUGAUUUUUCUUUGUAACGCAUUGCGCUCACAAUGAUUCUGAAAGUUGAAGGACUCUUUUGUCUUCUACUGCUCUCUGCAAUGCAAAUUUGCGCCUACAAUACAAUCAGCGGCAUACUUGAUCGUGCAACGGACCUCACACCCGAGGAGAUGAAUGCUUUGAGACCGCUUUUCUACUAUCUGCAAGAACAAUACGACUAUAUACUGACUCGAAUGCCACAAGGUAGUCAAGAAGAUGAUCAGGAAAACAAUGAUUCAGUUGAUAGCCAGUUGGCCGCUACUCAAGCAGAGUUCGCGCAAUAUUUCCCGGAUUUGUAUGACACACCGGUAAGCUUAGCAAACGCGCACAGCAACUGCGAUAAAUACAACACAACAUUACCAACAGUUGCCGAGUUGAUUGGCAAUACACCGACAGGUGUCGAGCUUAACUCCGAAGCGCUUGCCGAACGCGUUGAUAUCGAAAGUUUGGUAGAGGAGGCGCUCAGCGAGGCGCAGCAGCAAAUCGACGAAAUCGUACGACGUUCGCUGCAAUUGGAGUCACAGUUACUCAAAAUAAAUAAACUGAAAAUAGUUAAAUAUGUACUGGAGGCGCUCUCGGUACUCUUCAAGAUUGCGACACGUGGCGCACGCGCUGCUUACUGCACCUACUCACACAUUCCACAGCUGAACGUCUCGCUGCUCAACAUUUACGAUGGCGUCGAUUGUUAUGCAUACUCGAAGCGCCUGCUGUUGCGUGUGGAGCAGGAAACGGUGCUGACGGUGAGCACAAUCAGGAAGAAUGUCUACAGUUUGGCGGGCAUUUACAAGAAAAUCGCCAAUAAGAAAUCGCUGUUAGGGAAACUAACUACGGCACUCUUGAAUUUGACGAAUAUUAUACGAAACAUCAAGGAGUCGUAUGUGUUGGGUUCCAGUGCGUUAGAUAAGGUGAAAAAUGAGCUACCCGACGCCGCGUUAGGUAGUGCGAAUUGCAGCCGCGGCUUUGUUGGUGGUAUACCACAAAUGGUCGAGACUGUAGCCAAUUUGUCCACUUGCAUCAUGUUCGUUGACAACACCACCAACGACUAUGACUUUAUGAAACCGGAGAAUGAACGAGAUUUCAACUAACGAGCUUCCAGCUAACGAGAUUUAAAACUAACGAUUUGCCAUCAAUUUUUACUACCCAAAUUUAAAGUUUUUCUUAAUUAAAGGAAAGUUUUAUGAUUUAUUUAUUGUUUGGAACGGUCAACGAUCUGUGAACGUGACGCCUUGCUGUCUAUGUUAGGGUUACCGAUGUUGGAUUGGUGGAAGAAAGAAAAAUUGGAAAUGAAACAUUGGCCCCCUAAUUCCCACUUAUUCUAAAAAUCCUUGA